AUGGCGGGAGCAUCAGGAGGCGCAACCGGCAGCGGUGCGGGGGCGCAGUCGAGUACUGCCGCAACCAGCGCUCGGAGUUCCUUGCCGCCAUCCAACCGAGGAACCAUGGUGGCGCAGCAAGGAACUGCUCAGCCGCAACAUCAACAGCAGACCGACCAACCGCAGUCGUCCGAGAAGGACAACAUCAAAGGGUCCAGGAUUCGGGUAGCUGUUCGAAUUCGCCCGUUGCUCGACGGGGAGUCCGGUAACCCCGACAGCGUCGUCGUGAAGCCCGACGGCAAGACUAUCGCGAUCAACGUUCCACCGGGGAACAGUUUGCACCAUCACCAGUCAGCUUCUAGCGCGGCUUCCCCCCGCGACCACUACGCGAUAGGGGUUCAUCCCCACCCGUCGAGGAGUAGCACGACCGGCACGGCAGGCGGGUCUUCGAGCAGCCGAGGCCGGCGAGACGAGAAGACUUUUGCGGUCGACCAAGUUUUCGACAGUCGCGUACCUGGGCGCUGUGGGCAGAGUGUCGUGUACCAGCAAUUUUGCGGCGACUUGGUAGAUAACGCAGUCGAGGGCUACAAUGUGUGCGUGUUCGCCUACGGCCACACGGGCACGGGCAAGACCUACACCAUGCUGGGAGACUACAAAACCACAAGUCUCCACGCUGAGGGGGAGAAUGUGAAUGGUGCUGUCACGACUGGUGAUCCACCACGGAGCUACCCAGCAGGUGGCCCGCAAGCCGGGCGAACGGUGUCGUCGAACAGCAACAGAAAUUCGAAAUCAACCACGUCCUCGUUCCUCCCCUCGCCGCGGACAGGACAGCUCCCCUCGCCGGUGACGGCCCAGAGCCCGCAGCUGCUCACGCCGCAAAUCACGGGCGAAGCGGCGGGGAUCGUGCCCCGGAUGCUUCGCAAGUUGGUGGAGCAGCACAGCGACAAGUUUGAUUUCACGCUUGCCUACUACGAAGUGUAUCUAGAGAAGAUACGAGAUUUGGUAUUCGGGUGCGGCGUACCGGGAAACAAUCUCCACUACGGGGAGCAGCACCAGUCCUGCAGCCCAUCGCAGAUGGAAGCUGCGAAUCACGCCGUCUACGACAACGUGCUAACUGCAGCGGGGCAGCAGGUGUUUCUACGAAAGGCACCCAAGUCGGAAGAGCAGAACGAGUUUGAUCCGGAGAACUUGUUUGACGACACGGGCUCCACUGGACCGCAUGGAGGGAAACCACCAGGAAAUACUUUCCCCAACCACCUCGACGUGCCGGCAAACCUCGUACAAAACCUGCAGCAUCACUCGCCCGUGCAGCAGCACCCGCAACCGGCGCCCUUCAGCUCGUCGCCGGUGCGGCCUGUGGCGAAGAAUGCCGGCGUACCGGAGCCGAAACUGAAGUACGACCCCCGUUUUGGGGUUUACGUGGUCAACAUUUCCGAGUGCGUCAUUCAGAAUGUGGCGCAAGCGCUCAAGUGCAUUCAAGUCGGGAACCGACGCCGCAGCUCGGCGGCCACGCGCAUGAACCGACAGAGCUCUCGGUCGCACGCUAUCAUUGAGCUGCGCUUAGUGCCCAAGGACGUGCCGCCCCCCGAGGGGACGACGGCCAACGAACGGGGCAUCUUGCGAACGACGAGCGGCAACCGCUUGACGCUGGUCGAUUUGGCUGGCAGGGAGCAAGAAAAGAAAAUCAUCGCGGAACACCAGAACGAACUGCGCAGGAGCGAGACCCAAUUCAUCAACAAAUCACUUUUCCAUCUGAGUCUCUGCAUUUCGCGGCUGCUGGAGGAGGACACGAAGGCGAGCAAGCGCAACUCCAGAGUCGUGCAGUCCGCUUUGGAUUCGGCGAAAGACAGCAACCCAGGCUCCGAGCGCGGAAGCUAUUCAAGCAUCACUCCGCGCGACCAGGUUUUGCAAAUUGAAGGCGUUCCGAAAAAAACGCAGUUGGUUGAGUUUCGAAACUCUCGACUUACCAUGCUGCUAGCAGGUACUAACUUUUGAACAUAUAGUACUCAGAUCAUGUUGAUGGGUAGAUCCUCAUUCUUGUUAACAUUAAAGCAAAAUUUCUUUUUGGAAUCGACACUGAUAGUUCCUUACGUUGUUUAUCACGAAGUUGAAACGACCUUUUGCUUCCACGUGAACCCUUUGCACAGAUGCGCUAACCGGGAACUCAAAGACGGUACUGAUGGGGACGAUUUCUCACGAAAAUUCGCUGAUGGACGACACUUUGGCGACUCUUCGGUUUUGCAGCGACGUGCGGAAAGUUACGACGAAGCCGCAAAUCAAUGCGAACCAAACCCAGUUCGAUCUCGUGCAGUACCUGAAGGAGGAGGUAUUUAAACCACUUAUGUCGGCGGUUUUUUGCGUUUUCGGAAGCCUUUCCGACUGCGCAUAUUUCGCCCCUGUAUACUUUUUCAGAAGGUUACGACAAAGCCGCAUUUGUCCAGUUAUCUUGCAGUUUUGGGGUCCAGAGCACGACCUAGAAAUUCCGUUGCUGGAAUCGGCAAGGGAACAAACAUGCCUGCUCUACCUCUUCACUGAAUGUUCCUUGAGGGGCAGCAGCUGAGUGCAGCUAUAGGUAUAGUUCUUUUGAUUUGGAUCUGCAAACACUAUACAUAGGUUUCCGACCUGACGCAUCGAUUGAACGCGGCGGAGACCAAAGGCGAGCAGCUGAUAAUGGAUAUGGAAAAGAAAGAAGACCUCGUGAGCUUCUACAAGUUCACCUUAGAGAAAAUCCGAAACGCACGCGUGUCUCCGCACGGGAGCCCCCGGCUCUCCGGAGGCGCGGGCGGUUUGCACGCACGGAAACGCUCGAGCUCCCGUCACCGCGGUGGCGGCCGCGGAAGCAACAACUCCACCGUUCGCAGCCCUACCGCAAGCGAGCACUGCGGACCUCAACAUGAGCCACACCAUGGCAUGCACAAUACGGGCAGCGCAGGUGCCGUCGGGGGUCAACAAGUUCAACAGCAUCCCAAUAAAGGAGCCCCCGCUUCGUUCCACCCGCGGAGGAGCCCCAGUAGUUCGCGCAACAGUGCAUCGACGGCAACCGGCGUCGGAGGUACAACAGCCGCAACCGCAGCGCAGCCAUACGUGCCUCACCAUCCGCCUGGCGCGGAAGUGCUUUUUUCAGAGAGGUUCAAAGAAGUCGUCGGGACCCACUUACGGCACGUCGAGCAGUAUGUACAGGAAGCAAAUCGCAUUACCGAUGCGCACUACAACGAUACGGACCGACAACGCCGCGACACGUAUCUGUGUUUCGAGACGCGCGUAUGCAUUGACUACUUUGCGUGCGAACAGGAAAACCAAAAUGCGGCCGGGUCGUUGCACCAAGAACAGUACAACUCGGGCGGCACCUCGUCUACAUCGUGCUCGGCGUCCGCGACGUCUAGUCGGGCGGCCUCUCACGAGCAAGCGGCGGCAACAUGCAAUACCUUACAUACAGGGAUGACGCAGCAGGGUAGCAAACCCGGGACUGUGACCUUCAACUUCGACCGGGACAUGGCCCAGCACGAAUCUGCAAUGGCCACUGGUACGGCAAGCGCAGCAGGAGGCAACCAGAGUCGGAAGAUGGACCCAAAUGACCACCACCCAGCGAACCUGGUGGAUGUUGCGACAAAGCAGAAAUUUGGCCGCAUGUUCGAGGUGUCCAUCGGAGUUUACCGAAGGAAGCGGCGGCGGAGCGAGGCGGACCUGCAGGCUAGCGAGAUGAAAUAUGGGGCGAUUGCAUUUCUGACGCUCGAUCAGUUGAUCAAGCGCGUCACGAAAAUGCAUGCUAUCGCGAAGUCCGUUGAGGCUGGCUUCACGAUAGAGGAAGCCUUUGACGCCUGCGGCGGUGAUCCCUGGUAUUUCGUCCGAGGAGAAGUGCCAAGAAGAAAGCGCUCGCAGAGAGAGGAUGCGGGUACUCAGUUGCUGAUGCCCGCUGAUUUCUAUUUCCUUGCUUUCUUCGACUCUACACAAAGACGGCGGCAGAAUUUGAUUUUUUUGUAUUCACUUUGGUUCUUGCAGCAAGAAGUUGUGAACUUCUGAUUUUGCUUCAAUGUUUCUCUUUGUCUUUCUUCCUAUUGUAGAUACGCGCAUGAUUGAUUUUCGAAAAAUUACACCAGGUGCUCCUGCAGAAAAUGAUCGCAGUGGCGCCACGCCGUCCACCCUAAAGCCAGCAACACCGGUGGAGCGGGAAGAUCUUGCGGCCCAAGGAGAAGAAUCUAAAACAUAUCACGAAUCCGAACCGGCUGAAGAUCAAAUCAACUUCUCAGCCACGGAAAACGAGCAGACCAGUCAGUUACCAGCGCACCUGGAGUUUUCCGAGCACGAGAUUGCGUUGCGGCAACAGUUAAUGCUCUGUCUGGAGUCGUUUCUGUCCGAAAAGGAAAAAAACAACUUCGUCGGGGUUCGCGCCUUGUGCACCCGGUUGAAAACUUCCCUUGAGGAGGAUUUCUGGCGCACCCGCUCCCCGAACAAACACACGCGAAACAGCCAGAUGCUUGCCGCCGCAGCGGGAGCAGUGAUGGCCGCGCAGCAAGGGGGAGCUGGAAUAGAUCCCUAUGGAGCAUCAGGUGCUCACGGUUUCAACAUCGCGGCCGCCGCCGCCGGUGGGGGUCCGGCACCACCAAACGUGGGUGCGUAUGUCCGCAGCAACCCGGAUAGUCUGAACAACUCGGCGUCUAUUGUGCGUCCGAAGAUCCAGCUGCCCACACAGGAAAUGGUGACUCGGUUCACCCAGAAGCAGUUGCAGCAACAGCAGCUGCACCAGUUACAGCAGCAAAAUGGGACCACGAUGAAAGACAGCAAGGGAAGCACGACCAGCGCCAGCACCGGGCACAGCGGUCAUCAAGUUGGUGACCCCGGUCCACCACCGCAGCCCCGUCGGGGAUCCGCAGGAAGUGCGACGGCUUUGCUCGCUGCUCCGCCGACCGGGCGCAGUCCAACCGGAGCGCCGGAAUCCACUGCACGUCCGGGACAGCUCCCUGCAGCAAACCAUGGAGCCAAGACGGCGACCGGCCGAACAACCACCCCCGGAGUUGGCACACCGGCGGGGCAGCAAAUGCGCACUGAUCAUGACGUACAGCGGAACGAACCGCCGGUGGAAACGCGUCUGGGCAGUACUACCAGCAUGUCUGCGGCGCGGUCCCCGCAUUCGGAGUUCAUUUUUCAGAACUUUGCAAACUCGACGUCUUACUUGUUUCCACAGCACGGGGCGUCGAGCGUGCCGUACAACCAAAUCGGAGGUGAAGCGCAAAAUCUGAAACCCUCCUCUUCCUCAUAUGUGCAUAACGGCUCCAACACCGGAGCAUUGGGCGCAGGCACCGCCGCCAGCGGUCCGCGCGUCCUCUGGAAUAACCAGGCACCAUCGCUGAAAGCGAGUCCGCGCGGCCAGCAGCCGAGUUCGCUGACGACCAGAAGCCCGCUCACAUCGACGUUCCAAAGCCCCAGGAUAGGGAUGUUUGCUAACAACAAACCGGCGGCGGGUGCUGCAGCUACGGGCAGCGGAGGUGCGGCGUCUUCAAGUUCCCAGCUUCCGCCAACAGCGGUGCCCAGUUAUGCAGGAGCGAAUACGCAGCAGGCUCGCGUCACCUACCCGGGCGGUGCGAGUCAGCGAUCGCAAAACUCGGCGGCGAGCACCUCGGUUCUGAUGGUGCCCCCCGGGGCGCACUCGGCGCAGCUGCAGCAGCUUCCGUCGCCGACGGCAAACCACCUGCAGCCUCCGGUACUCGCGACGCGAAAUUUUUCUCCCGUAUCCCAGUAUCGAAGCGUCGUUCCGAAACUGAAUCUCCCACCGACAGCAAGUUUCUCACCCAGCAUGCCAGCACGGGUCACAGCGGUGAAUGCAGCUGCGGUAGCACAGCACCUGCAACAGCAACAGCAGCAGCAAACUGUUGCAGGUGGAGGGAUGAAUGUUGCGAAUGCAGCCACGAACCGCGGCGACAGCGAGCCGUCUGCGCGUGCCGUAGAAAGAGGUUCUUUGGUGCAGCAAAUACAAAAAACGACAAGCCUGACGGGAAACAAAGUUGGCGGCAACUACACCAAUCAUGCAAAUUUGCAGAUCGAAGUGCCGCCUGCGAACGGCGGACCGGGGAGCCAGUGGUCCUCCCAACAGAACACGCCGCAGACCAUCACCUCGCCAUCAUUGCUCGUGACACCGACGCACAACUACGCACCAGCACCGCUAGCUCCUCCGACCCAACACCAGCAGCCGGAGCAGCAAGGUGUGACAACAAAUAAUGUAGUUCCUGCGACAAUGAAUCCCUACCAAAACCAGAGGGUCAAGUACUUGUCGCCACGCGGUAUAGUGACUGCAGGUGGAGCUCCUGCUGUUGCUUUAUCUGGUAGUACUACACAGCAGACUGUGGGAGCACAUACAUCACAGCAGCAGGUGCAGUACAACUUGCAACAGCAGUACGUUGCAGCGCAAGCGCAGCUGCCAGUGCAUCAGCAGCUCCCGCUCACCUCUUCACAGCUGCACAGCUUGCCUCCCAGACACGGGUCCUUUGCCUCUGCGAUGUCGGGCCGCGAAUCCGUCCAAUCGGUCGGAGAUUCGCUCAUGUAGCAGGAUAUGAGUGCGUUCUACAUCGCACUUAGCACUUAAUUUUUUGCAUCACCAUUUGCAUUUUCAUUCUGUUCCUGCCCCCAUGCAGCUUGAGUUUCAGAUUUUUUCAGUAUGCUCAUGCCUAUUAAAAGCAGCCUUCGAAGACAUGCGUCAGCGAAUAUCACAAAGUCUAGAAGAUGUUACAAUCCGAUCCACGAGGCAGGGGCACUUUUUUGCCGAAGUGUGCCUUGAUGAAGAUGUACACAUAGACGAUAGAAACCAUUGACUCAGUUAAAGGUUCCGUUACGCUUUGGGCAGUUCGCGUGUUUAGGCUCUCCUAUCGUACUGCCGCGAUACAUAUAUGACAUUUUACCUGUCCCUGUAGCCAUAUUUUUGGAGCGGAAUGUGAAGCAGAAGAACACGCCGCGCCGCUGAGAUCAGGAGCGAACGAGUAAUAACACCCUGUAAAAGAAUUCUUGACCAAGCGAAACCAAGAGAACACGGGCCAUGAAAGUCUACGACUUGUUUUUAUUGACCACCUGACGGGUCUAGAAAAAAAAAAUAAAAAAUCAACCGACAGAGAAAAGUCCAACCCGCACAGAGAAAACUUCGCAACACAUAAAAAACUUCCGUCGUGCAGAGAAAACUUCCCGCGGUGAACAUGGUCGCAGAACUAACCUGCACGCGAGACACUGGCGCAGCUUCUGCACGCCUACCCUCGCGCGGUCGGCCGGCGUGCGUUUUAUUGUUUUUGGAAAAACUCCGCGCCGAGCGGCAUCCGUGGCUGCUUUGCGGCUUCAAUACGUAGGCGCGGAGUUCCUUCACGCCUUUGAAUGAAGCUAGUCCGUGUGGUGCUGUGGAAGGGUUGGCCGAGGCGGCGCACGUGCAUCCACAGGGCCGCUAGGCUUCGCCGGGGUGUGCAACCACAAAAGCGCGCGGCGGCGCCUUCAGGCUAUUGGGGGCGCGCGCCGUGCUGGCGUGUGGCAGCGAGCGCGCAGGCCCGCGCGUGCGCAAAUUCCUGGCGGGCUGCGUGUGUCCUGCGUGCAGGGCCGGGACAUCGCCGCUAUUGGCCGAAAAAAUUAGUCCGCGCGCUUCGCGCGCGGUUUCGGCGGGUAACUUUUUCUGCUGGGGCCCGCCCUCCGUCCGCCGGGCCGGCCUACCCGCCCCGCCUUGGCUUUUCUUGCCGAUAGAAAAAUCAAACACGAAAAAGCCCCCCGGAUUCCCAUUUGGGGCGCUUCUCGUUCUCGUCUGGGUUGCAAAAGUUUUUUUAGGUUCGCGCGCUUUUUGUUGCUACGGCCCCGCCCGGGAAGUGGCGGACGGCAAAAACUGUCUGGGAACCGGAUUCGGAGCCGGAAGCCGAGAAAAAACUCCGCGCGCGCUGCGCGCGCGAGUUAAUAUGGUUUCUGGUUGCUUAGGGGUAGGGCAGGCCCGUUUGUGCUAGGGCGGAGCUUUUCAAGAAUGCCGGGCCCGGUACAGUGUUUCUCCUUCGAGCUCCUGUUGGGUUUUGCAAUUUUGCCGGCGCGCGCCGCGCGCCUGUCUAAUCCUUUCCAGGAUUAGAAGCAAUUUGCGUUGUCGCGCAUGUCCCAUGUCCAUGCGCGCUCCCACCCACGCCCUUCAAAGGAAGCAAAAGCGGCUGCCUGUGUCGCCGUAGGCCAUGCGAAAUAAUUCUUCGCGCGCGCUGCGCGCGCGAUGCGGGUACCCUAAUGCCGGCCGAGGCAUUUCUACCUGGAUUCCGGGCGAGGAUGCCGGCUCGGGCCUUUCUGCCUACCUUGAUUCUCUCUCAGUAGAAAUGCUGGGCCUUGCAUUUCUGCCUUGAUUCCCAGUAGAAAUGCCGGCUGAGGUGGUAUUUCUGCCUGGAUUCCCUGUAGGAAUGCCAGACCUCCUGGUAUUUCUGCUUCGAUUUCCUGUAGGAAUGCCAGGCCUGCUGGCAUUUCUACUUAAAUUUCCUGUAGGGAUCUUCGAUCUCUGGCACGAAUGCCAUGGCGCUUGCGCUUCUAGCUUGAUUUCCAGUAGAAUUGCCAGCCCUCCUGGCGUUUCUACCUACCUGGUCUUUCGGUAGGAAUGCCAGGGGGGGGCCUCCUGGCAUUUUUUCUACCUGGAUUUCCGCCAGGCUGGCACUUCUUCUUGGAUUUUCGGUAGGAAUUCCAGACCUCCUGGCGUUUCUACUCUGAUUUCCAGUAGAAAUGCCGGCCCUCGGCAAAGGUCGACUUUUCUCUGUGGGAGGGAAGUUUUCUCUGUAUCACAGAGAAAACUCCUCUCGCCACAGAGAAAACUCAGAGGCCGCGACAGGUAUUUCUGUGCAGAAAUGGCAGUUUGUGAUGCGCAAGCAGCCAUUUCUGUUUGUUUUUAUAUGUGUAUCCUUUAUGUUUUUGCUUAUGUUUGUUUUUGUUUCUUCUCAUUCUGUUUAUGUUUCUGUUUCUUGUUUACACUUUUCUCUGUUUUGCUUUCAACUUUCUCUGUGAUAUCUUUUGAUAUCAUUUGAUAUCAAUUGAUAUCAACAGAGAAAACUUAAUAUUUUAUCUUUCGAGACCCCCUGACAUUGAUGACGCGCACAAGCAUAAAACUAAAAGCCAAGAGAUGACGUUUGGCAUCGGACGUCGCGGGGGACAACAUGGCAUAGAGGAGACUAUCAUGUGCAGCUGUCAAUGUAUUGUUCAUCCGAUGACAUUGCUUCUGGUUCCGCUGAUGCACGACGUGUGUCAACGCUUUCGGUACAACACAAUGCAAUGGUUUUUUCAGGAGCACAUGGUGGCUAUUUUUUGGGCUUGCUUGGCCCCCCGCUUCGUUUCUGUAGCGCUUGCGCAGUUGUUUGGAAUUUUCUUCACUGGGACCUGACGAGAGGGUCAAGAGAAGCUUUAUUUGCGGCCACCUCCACCUCCUCCUUGUUCACAACAUUUUGUAUGCAAAUAUAUGAAUGUCGGUAUUUGCGAUUUGGAAGUUCUUGG
Amoebophrya sp. A120 is the source of this 9441-nucleotide messenger RNA. The record is from the annotation of a GenBank genome assembly. Lineage: Eukaryota; Dinophyceae; Syndiniales; Amoebophryaceae.